CGGCCUAGGGCUGCGCCACGUGUUAGGCUGGAACUUAUUGCCUCAGGAGUUAGAGUCAUAGAAUGCCAGCACAUAAGCCGUUUCACGGUCAACCAGCCCAGUAGUCACUCAGAACCGGGCUGUGGAGAUCUGUCUCCGAUAGACAGGGCAGGCUAUAGAGAGCGAUCAACGUACGAGACUGUACCUUGUGUGGUGUCGGCAUGCGAAGUGAGGCCGUUGCGGAACUCGGAAAGGGUGUCGGGAGAAUAUAAAAGCAUUGCAGGUAAAAGAUACGGUGCUCCGGUUUUCCGGUGGUCUCAAUAUCAGUGUCAGACAUGAAGGCGUACACGCACAGACCAGGUCGCUCUACCUUUUGCUCUCGUAUCCAGCUCGCGUACGGCUACCUCGCGACGCCGUUUUCGCCCACCGGCACAUCAUCUCACCAAGGCUACCAAUAUCCAGCCCACCCACGGAAUCGAAGCGCAAUGAGCAGUCAGCUCAAACGACAGAAAUUACCCUCUGAAGUGCAGGAAGAGCUGGACGAGGGCGCCAGGUGGCUCUCGACAACCGCACGGUUUGAACAGCUGCAGAAGGAGAACUACCUUUACUGCGUGGAGGCAGAGGCCUUGGUCGAUAAGUUCAGCAAACUGCUGGCCUAUGUCAGCGAUGAAACCCCCGCGAACGAAACCCGCAUCACCGCGCUCCACUUCGAACAGUCCGCAAGCAUACCCGUGAAGAAGGGUUCAAGCGUAGAUGUAAUCCCUAUUCAUCUCAAGUCAGGUGAACCGACUAUCGGCGGCGAGAAGUUGGAACUUGGAGAAUACGUGCGGUUGACGAAAGAGACGCCAGUUGAGCCAGAUUUUUACUGCCUCCUGCUCUUGAGGAACUGAAGGGCAUCAUGGAGCUGCAUCUUGCACACUUUGGGAGAGCGUUUGGCGUGCAGCGUGAUACCCUCUUUUGCGCUUGGAUUCGAUGCUGCUGUUCGGAGUAGAUCGGCUCUGCCAAACUACCAUGUUCACAGGGCUGUAUUGGCUGAACACAAGAUUUGGCGGAAGGCCUUGGGACUUUUUAAAGAAGGAACUGGCAACUCUAGGGUAGAAGACUAUCCCAACUAAGAUAAAGAGGAAGAAGCCAUACCGAUAUGCACCAGUAAGAGUUUAGAUUGAGUAGAUUUCUCUAAAUAACACUUACUUGUAGUACAGGCUUUAUAGUUUAUAUUGUAUUAAGAAUAUUAUUAUAAGA
Messenger RNA from Trematosphaeria pertusa, 1221 nucleotides. RefSeq lists its product as uncharacterized. NCBI's taxonomy places the organism in Eukaryota, Fungi, Ascomycota, Dothideomycetes, Pleosporales, Trematosphaeriaceae. The coding region runs from base 315 to 869 and encodes 184 amino acids. The record is from RefSeq and is a predicted model, not a curated record. The transcript has 2 exons.